Phytophthora nicotianae INRA-310 is the source of this 774-nucleotide messenger RNA. RefSeq lists its product as hypothetical. Gene Ontology annotation, biological process: proteolysis. The record is from RefSeq and is a predicted model, not a curated record. NCBI's taxonomy places the organism in Eukaryota, Oomycota, Peronosporomycetes, Peronosporales, Peronosporaceae. Gene Ontology annotation, molecular function: cysteine-type peptidase activity. Bases 1 to 774 code for a protein of 257 amino acids. The transcript has 2 exons.
AUGCCACAGACAGGUGUAACUGUGCAGGCAGGUGGGGUCGUGUAUAACGUGAUCAUGCUGAAGGCAAUGAGAUCUUGGCAAACGGCCAUAUUUCGGUUUGUCGGCAUUGAGAGUGCAAUGAAAUGGGUGGAGAAGUACGACGAGACUGCGUGGACUACUGACGACUCAAUUUGGACCGAAGUAGUGGCAGACAAAGCGACCCUCAUCGAUUUCUUGAAACAGGUCAACGUUCUCGGGGAUAUCUACGAUGCUACAGGGUUUUGCAGAGAAACUCCGCUUGAAAGCUCAAGCAUGGACCUCGGUAUAAAAGCAAUUAUACAGCGACCCAGCGAAGGAGCCACGAUGUUCACAGUCCCCUCAGAGAUCCUUCGUUACCCGUGGUAUGAUACCAAGGCAAAUCAAAAUCACCCUGUUUGGAGCAAGCUUAAAAUGGCGGCGGCAAGUAUGGAUUUAUCGAGAGACUCAAGCGUCAAAUUGUUUUUUAUUGGAGUUAUUCAUUAUGACUGGAAUCAUUGGUGCGCUGUUGGUGUUAACUUCAAGACGAGUGAAGUUGUUAUCUACGACCCACAAAAUACUGGCCACAGAUUCGACGCAAUUAAAGGUUUUCUCAAGACGCAGCUGGACGACUACAAUUGUGGAGUGUUUGUGCUCCUUUUCAUCGACCUUCAGUUGUAUGGAGUGCAAGUGACUGGCUUGGAUAGUGAAAGUCUUAGCAGAGAGGCGAUGGAGUUCUUCCGCUACAGACACCUGAGUCUCAUCUUAGCGUCAAUGUGA